This is a messenger RNA of Epinephelus fuscoguttatus (brown-marbled grouper), 3204 nucleotides long. It is a transcript of the gene actmap, whose product is annotated as linkage group 5 C19orf54 homolog. The record is from RefSeq and is a predicted model, not a curated record. The transcript is spliced from 7 exons. The coding region runs from base 476 to 1393 and encodes 305 amino acids. NCBI's taxonomy places the organism in Eukaryota, Metazoa, Chordata, Actinopteri, Perciformes, Serranidae.
AGCAUACUUUCGGUAUUUUAAUAGCUGCUGUUACCAAACACGGUGACAUGGAGAUAUUUAGAUAUCACCACAUAUUUUGACAAAUCAGUCUUUUUUUUUCCUUUUUUUUUUUUUUUUUUACUUUAAAGUCAGUAAAUGCAGUGGAGGGCGGUGUGGCCUUUUAACGUACGUGUGUGAACCGACAAUACACACGAAGAAGAAGAGCAAACUUGCCAUGCCAUAUAUGGGUAAAACACCGGGCUGUUAGCUAGCUGUGCUACUCUGGAAAGUGAGUACAGGAACUAAGGUUAGUGUGUGUAAAAUAUGGCAAGCUAAUUACUUUACGUGAACGACAACCGAGAAGACUGUCGUACUUAGGUUUCUACCCAAAACAGCUUUCACCGCCUAAUGGAUAACUAACUUUCCCCCACCGAGCUUGUUGGCAACAAAGCUAGCUAAGUUGUAAGAGGGUCAAUGCUAAAAGAGCUCAGACAAGAUGUCAAUGGAGUGUCCCUCAUUACCUCCACCACCACCACCUCCUCCUCCUCCACCUGCUCCAGGUCCUCCACCUCCUCCAGCCUCAACACCCAAGAAGAAGCUGUAUCAGACUAUAGCCAGUAACAGGAGUGCUGUGGAGGGGGACUACACAGAGGCCUGCUUAUUGCUCAGUCAAAGGGAGAGCAGAUUUAGGAAGGACCUGCAGUGGUUGCUGGUGAACACAUAUGUGCCCUCCCUCAUCCAAGAUGGUCCACAGUGCGGUCUGGUGGCUUUGUGGAUGUCCGCUCACCUUCGACAGCCACAGCUAAGUGUUGAUAUGGAAACUGUUGUUCAGACGGCACUGAGCAGGGGAUACACGGCACAGGGUGAAAUGUUUUCAGCUGACAACAUGGCCCUUCUGGCAGAGGAGGUUUGUGGCUGUAAGGCAGAGCUGCUGUCGGGGGGUUUAAGUGGUGAUAAUACUGCAGCCAUUAUCACUCACCUGUGGGGGAGACAGCCUGUCCUCAUCCCAUAUGAUGAGGACUUCAACCACGAGCCGUGCCAGCGGAGUGGCCACAGGGCGCAUUGGGCAGUCGCUUCAGGUGUUCUCCUUGGUUUGGACCAGGGGACUGUGAGCAAAGAGCACUUUCAGCCUGACCCCUCUCUGCCCUGGCUCUACCUCGCCGUGGACGGCAGCUUUCCCUGUCCUGUCAGUAACGCAGCAGUCAAAGAGGUUUACAUCCUGGCUAAGCAGGGUAAAAGCCUGAGCUACCAGCUGUGGAGUAUGGACAGUGUGGCUCAGAGCAACGAGCAGCUGAAGACACUGGACCCUCGGAGAGCAAACGAUGGGACCCCGUACGUCGUUCCUCAGGGAGGCGUGGAGGCCGGACUGGCUGGACAGGCGGUGUUGCUCCACACAAGGACCCAGAAAGAGUAAUGAGUGUGACGGAUACAGGGUGCCAAAACACUGAUCCGUUAAAGAGGCAUCACUGUGAACUCUCAUGCUGCAAUAUGACUGAUAUCACAGUUUAACCCAAAGUCUUAAGAACAAUCUGAUGUCUGCGUGAAUUGCACAAGUUUCUGAAUUUAUCCAAAAGUGUUUCAAAGUGUUGUGAAUGUCUACAUUACAGUAUUAAUACUGUAUGUGCUACAGCUUUGAUGCUGGGACAUUUUGGAUCCUAUUAGGGGUAAAUGGUGUAACAAUAUGAGAUGAUAUUGAAUCAUUAAGUGUGUACAUAUUCUGAUACACGGGUAGCUGUCUCUUUAAAGGUCUUGUUUGCAGCAUUUAGUGGCAUCUCACUGUGAGGUUGCAGAACUGAAAUUUCUCCAGUGUGCUAAGUCUGUAGGAGAGCUACGGCGGCCGACGCAAAAACGAGAAUGCAGCUAUCUAGAGCCUAUGUUAGAUUUGUCUGCUCUGGGCUACUGUUGAACAAUAUGGCGGACUCUGUCAAGGAGGACCCGCUGUCUUUGUAGAUAUAAACUGCUCAUUCUAAGAUGACAAAAACACAAUUCUUAUUCUCAGGUGAUUAAUGAAAACACACUAAUGAUUAUGACAUACCAUGUCUGCCAAUAGAUGCCCCUCAAUCCUGCACACUGGACCUUUAAUAUCUUCAGAUGUAUGAGGCCUUUUGUUGGAACUGUUAUGGGCAAAUUUGUGCGUUAUCAAAAAUAUUGGAUCCACAGUGUUGUUACAUCAAUAUGAUGGGGAAAAAAUACCUUUAUUUAAUUUAGAGAACAGAAAUUAUCAUCUUAUUUUUUAUCCUUUAAGUUUCUGACUGAAUUUCUGGAAAAUAUACUGCAAUGCAGAAUUAUCCAUGUCGCCCUUCCAUGGAUCACUGUUAUUUAAACUGAGUGCUGUUUUUAUGGAGAAUUAUAUGUUCUGUCCUGCAGGUUUACAGUGUAACAAGUCUUCAUUUACCUCUCGGUGCUGCAUACAAUAACGACUGAACGGAUAUUAUAUUUAACUUGUUUAUAUUCUCAUAAUGUUGUAGUACUCAAGUUUGGUCUCAAAAGCAGUCUCAAGACUACUACUGGUCAUGUCUUGGUCUGGGACAAGGAGGACUCUGGAUUACAUUUUGAGAUCUCAACUGUGUGAAAAUUCUGACACAUUAAGUUCAACUCUGCACUGCCUUUUGUUUGUUUUAUAAAAAUAUUUCUCAAAGUACACGUGUACAUGCACACAUACAUUACACAUGGCAAUAAAAGAGGUGAGUGACAGCGAAUUGUCAUGUUUUCUGUGGUUGUUUUUAUGGAAAUGUCGAUGUUUGUGCCUAUGAUUUGCACUCAGUCAUGCACCGUUGGCCUCACACUGGUCUGUGUUUAGUCUUGACUCGGUCUCAACCCCUGAAGUCUCUGUCUUGUCACAGUCUCAGUACACUCUGGUCCUGGUCAUGACUUGGUUUCAGUUAAGGUGGUCGUAACUUAUAUUAAUGGAUAUUCAGUAAAAGAAAUAAAACACUCAAAUCAAGUGUUUGAUCUGAGUUGUGUGUUUGAAGAACAAAAAACUCUGAAAGUUCUUAUUUCCAGUUUAUUGCAAUCCAUGACUUGGACAAAGCAAGGAAUUAAUAUCAAUUUUAACCAGUCUGUGUGCUUUACAAUUUUAAAAUACGCUGCCUUUUUAAAAUACAAAAUGUGGUUAUGAGCCCAGUUUUCUUACUUACAAAGCAGCACCUGGUUUGAAAACCUGAUCAUUUGCCAUUUUACAAAUAUAGAGGAUUUGUGGGCAAGACGUGUAAUACUUUGUAAACA